This is a messenger RNA of Pungitius pungitius (ninespine stickleback), 2632 nucleotides long. RefSeq names its product Kruppel like factor 9 (gene klf9). The transcript is spliced from 2 exons. The record is from RefSeq and is a predicted model, not a curated record. Gene Ontology annotation, biological process: regulation of transcription by RNA polymerase II. Gene Ontology annotation, molecular function: DNA-binding transcription factor activity, RNA polymerase II-specific; RNA polymerase II cis-regulatory region sequence-specific DNA binding. Lineage: Eukaryota; Metazoa; Chordata; Actinopteri; Perciformes; Gasterosteidae. Bases 504 to 1181 code for a protein of 225 amino acids.
UCAUGCUUCCUGUCAGCCAAUCACAACCCCGCACUGUGAUGACACCGUGGGAUUCCGCGAAAUUGUUUCUCGGAGUUGAGAGAAUUGCAUCCCACAGUAAAAUAGGACAACUUGACGCAUGUGUGGGGGCGCACUGAAGGACGGAACAAGCGCAGGCUCCGUAACGCAGUCGAUUAAACGGUUUAUUUUAUGCCGUUUUAAACACGGCAUUUUGGAAUAAUGGGAUCUGGAUGAAGCCGCAUUGAUAUCCAAACUAAUAUCUUUGUUGUAGGACAGUUUAAGUUUUCCGCCCUGCAACCUCAACAGAAAAAAAACGCAGCCUUGCGGAUUAGUCACAUUGAAGACGACACGUGUGGAUGCUUAACCACAUGUACCCUGGAUGACUGCGGUCUGAUUAACUAACAGUAUCGACAAUGUCCGAGUGUUUUGAAUAGGCUGCACAGCUCCUGCAUAUAGAUUGUGUUUUCUUUUCUUUUUUCCUCCACCCGGACCCUGCUGUCGUGAUGUCAGAGGUGGAUGUCUCUGCAGCCCGUGACCUCGGCCGAGCACCACCGGGGCGCACAGAGGACACGUUGAAAGAGAACCAGGAGAGCAGGACUUUAAUGAUGGUGGCGAUGAUUUUAUUGGACUUGAACAAGUGCAACCCCAACGCCGCGAGCCCCGGGGAGAGCAUGUGCCUCGGGGGCAGCGACGCGGGGGCGCUGGACCAGGUGGAGCGGGCGGGGUGCCGGUCCAACGCCGGGGACGGCCGCGGCUCGGCGGCGCCCAGGCGGUCCCGCAGCAAGAAGGCGGUGCCGAGAGGGGAGUUUCCCGAGAAGAGACACUGCUGUCCUUUCGCAGGCUGUGGGAAGAUGUACGGCAAGUCGUCCCACCUCAAAGCCCACCUAAGGGUCCACACCGGUGAGCGCCCCUUCGAGUGUACCUGGGCAGCCUGUGGCAAGAAGUUCUCCAGGUCGGACGAGCUCACGCGUCACUACCGCACACACACCGGCGAGAAGCGCUUCAAUUGUCCAAUGUGUGAAAAGUGCUUCAUCAGGAGUGACCACCUGACCAAACAUGCCCGGCGACACGCCGGCUUCCAUCCCAGCAUGCUGCAGGGCUCCAGUGGGGCCAAACGAUGCCGCUGCUCUGCGUCCCUGUCCUCAUCUGACUCUGGAGACCAAAGCCCUGCCGGGGUGUGAGACUCAUCUACGCAUACUACUGUAGAUGCAGGCUAUGCAUAAACGUAGACACACCCCUGCUACUGAGGUGUCUGCACCUUCAAAUCAACUCAACCAGCCAGACAACUAUUUAAAAGAAAAAUGUUUUUAACGCAUGUAACAAUGUGCAACAGCACACAGAAAUAUAUAUUUGAACCUGACUGAUCAAGAUAGAAGUGUCUUAUUCCCUGACAUGAUCUGUAUUUAUUAUGGGUUUUCUUUGUCUGACACACAGGCUCUAGUUGCCUCCCAAUUUGUGAUCAUUCUACCCAGUAUAGUGCGCUUUAUAUCCACUGGAAGAAUCUGAAAUCUAAGAGGCAUUUGUGGACAUAUAUACUUUUCAUGAACAUCUUUAUGAGUUCACUUUUCAUCACUGACUUAAUUUGCCGGUGAAGACGACAACAAGAAAGAAAAAGACAUUAUUCCGAAAUUGCUUAAUAAAUACCAUUUGAUAUGUAUAUACUACAAAAAGUUACUUACCACUCCAGGACAAAGCAAAUGUACAGUUUGGCAGUGUUAUCAUGUAAAUAGAUAAAACAGAUUAAUUUUCAGGUGGAUGAUGUACUGUAGUUAUAGUCAGAGUUAUAAGACACAUUUAUAUUAUAGAGAAUAACAGCUUGGGUAUUUAACUUUGUACAUUUGGCUAUGGACUCAGAUUACACGAUGUAGCUAUAGUUUAUGCAGUUGUUUUCGGUUUUGACAUCGUGUCCCAUUAUAAUAUAGAUUAAAUAAUUGACCAAGAGCAAACCUCAUGUCAAUUAUGUCUAUAGUGCAGUGGUAAACAAAAUAGGGUAAAACCUUCAAAAGAUAACCCUUUACUUGCAUUGGAAAACUAAUGUUCAGAACAUGGCAACUCAUGUUAGGUAAAGUUUGUGAACUGUUAACGAGGAGGUCUGUGCCUUUUUGAGGAUUUUGCAAUAGAGAGGAAUUUCUACAUUUUCAACCUUUGGAAAUACUACCGGAAGGAACAUGGACAGAUUUGUUAUGUUGAUAUUCAAUAAUACUUUGAAUAUCAAUGCCUGUCUUUUAUGCCAACAGUGCCAGUUGCUGUUUAUUGAAUCUUAUCUUUAUUUACUCUGUAUCUGGAGUGCAUUUAUCAGGGAAUAUUGUGAUGCAUGGUCAUUUUGGUCACGUUAGAUGGUAUUACACCACCUAGUGGUGAUUUGGAAGCACAACAAUUCUCACAACAAAUAGAAAAAAACAACUAUAUCAUUUUUUACAUUUAAUUUUUAUGUCCUAGUAUUUUAAGGCAGGCUCUAUUGAUUAGUUUGAUGGUGGCUCAAUAAUUCCAUGUAGCAUGUUUGAAUGUAUUUGUUUGGUAAAAAGUAUUUUUUAUUUGUUUGUCAAUCUUUUAGGAUAUUGCUAAAAGCGUGAAAGGUCUUCUUCAUCCACUAUAAGAGCUACAAAUAUAUUUUAUUGUCUUUUUUUAUACU